Platichthys flesus (European flounder) is the source of this 4654-nucleotide messenger RNA. RefSeq names its product cytoplasmic phosphatidylinositol transfer protein 1-like. The transcript is spliced from 9 exons. Lineage: Eukaryota; Metazoa; Chordata; Actinopteri; Pleuronectiformes; Pleuronectidae. Gene Ontology annotation, biological process: phospholipid transport. The record is from RefSeq and is a predicted model, not a curated record. Gene Ontology annotation, cellular component: cytoplasm. Bases 206 to 1243 code for a protein of 345 amino acids. Gene Ontology annotation, molecular function: phosphatidylinositol transfer activity; phosphatidylinositol binding.
UCCACAGCAGCAGAGAGGGUCCGCUCGGCUCCGAUGAAACUACUCAGCAGCAGCUCUCAGGGUGUAUCUCAUCUUCCCACAUGCGCUGACACGUCUCCAGGUACUACACUCAUCCCGUCGGGCGGCAGCAGCAGGGAGCGUCCACUUUGGCCGGUGUGACACAUAGUGAACACGUUACCCGAGAGAGCGCGGAGGGCAGGACGAGAUGUUGCUGAAGGAGUACAGGAUAUGCAUGCCCCUCACCGUGGAGGAGUACCGGAUCGGGCAGUUGUACAUGAUCAGCAAACACAGCCAUGAGCAGAGUGAUCGAGGUGAAGGGGUGGAGGUGGUCCAGAACGAGCCAUACGAGGACCCCGCCCACGGCCAAGGACAGUUCACAGAGAAACGAGUCUACCUCAACAGUAAAUUACCCACUUGGGCUCGAGCCGUGGUUCCAAAAAUCUUCUACGUGACGGAGAAAGCAUGGAAUUACUACCCUUACACCAUAACAGAAUAUACUUGCUCAUUCCUGCCGAAGUUCUCCAUCCACAUAGAGACAAAAUAUGAAGAUAAUAAAGGAUGCAACGACAAUAUCUUCGACAACGAGCUGAAGGAGCAGGAGAGGGAGGUGUGCGCCGUCGACAUCGCCUAUGAUGAGAUCCCUGAGCGCUACUAUAAAGACUCUGAGGACUUGCGAUACUUCAAGUCGGAGAAGACGUCUCGGGGGAUGCUGCAGGAGGGCUGGAGGGACACCCAGGAUCCCAUCAUGUGCUCGUACAAACUGGUCACUGUCAAGUUUGAGGUGUGGGGUCUGCAGACCCGAGUGGAGCAGUUUGUGCACAAGGUGGUUCGUGAUGUGCUGCUGCUGGGACACAGACAGGCGUUUGCCUGGGUGGACGAGUGGAUUGACAUGACCAUGGAUGAGGUGAGAGAGUUUGAGCGCGCCAUCCAGGAGGCCACCAAUCAGAAGAUCGGAAUGUUUCCCCCGUCCAUCUCCAUCAGCGAGACAUCCCUGUCCUCCUGCGCCCUCAACGGCCCUGCCAGCGCCCCCACCACGCCCAUGUGCACUGAUGCGCCCGAGUCCCUCUCCGUCUCCAGGGACCGGCCGCGCAAAAAGUCUGCUCCGGAAACCCUGACCCUUCCAGACCCUGUCCCGAGUGACGUCCCUCAGGAAUCUACUUUGAGCCCAGUACCCGUUUCAAACGACCUCGAGUCCUCCACACCGCCCGCCUCCAACUCUGAUCUUGAGGAGCUGGACAAAUAGUCGAGAGAGCUUGGGAUGUCAUGCCCCUUGAUUAACUAAUUCCUAAAACCCCUUUGUCUUAGUAGCCCAAUGAAAAUAGCCUAAACUCCAAACCCCAGUGCCCAGACAUCCAAGUUUGCGAACCAUAUCCAACAAAUGUCCAUUACCCUGGACGUGCAGCCAUCGCUCUAGAAGUCUUCAUCGGUAUCACUGACACCGUCCAGGCAGCUGUAGGCUCAGGCUGACGUGGCCGACUUCCUCUUGCUCUACACGUCUCAGCUAUUACAUCAACCGCCGGUGAUGUCGAAUCAAAACAGAGGGCAUCUAUAAUUGCUUCAGUUGAGCAGCAGGUCCUUAUGUUAUAUGAAUAAAUGAUUCUCAUCGUUUCCUCAGUUAGGUUUUCUUCAAUCAGACGAGCUGAUUGCUUUCAAGCUAUCGAACUAUCAAGUAGUUGCCUUGGCACCACAGAGCCAGUGGUGUUUAUGAGUUUUGACAUAAUGUGCAAAUGAAUGACAAAUAUUAUCGAGUUAGAAAUAAAAUCAGUGACACAACGUGGAGUAGCACAGUAGACCAAUAUGCUAGACUAACACAAACGGAGAACAAAAGCCAAGUGCCCUCAUGAAACCGCCUGGAUCAGAUUCAUCCUUUUCCAUCUCAGACUGAAGAAUAUACGACAGAUGCAAGAUCCGUACAAUCAUAGAGUUUACGACUCAGGUCUCCCUGACUCCACCUGACUCCCUCUCCGAAGGCAGGGAUAUUACUGAACCUUUCUCUCCCUGCUUAUUGCCAAACAGCCACAUUUUAUACCUCCACAGAUCUUACAUUAAAACAACUAUAGUAUGUACUAUACCCGCCUACUUAACCCUUAGAUUGUUUACACAUCAGAAACCUCGGAGCGCUCGCGUAUUACAUUUUAGGUCGAGCUGUUGUUACAUAUGCACUCGUGGUUUUGGCAUGACACUUACACCGAGUUUGUUCAAGUUUAUAACUGCAUAUAUCUUACUUAAGUUGACUGAGAGGUCAGUAUACAUAAUAUAUAUAUAUAUAUAUAUAUAUAUAUAUAUAUAUAAACAAAACAUAGAAGUCAAAUGUUGCCUGAUGUUAAUGCUGGGAAUCUCAUGUGACAUAAAUGUGAUCCACUUUUUAUCAAAUCAGAAAAAAUUACUUUAAUGUCACAUGUAGGAACAAGGCCAUCUCGAGGGAUGUUUUCAAAGCAGUGACCGAUCUUUGUGCAGAGUGGAGGGAAUGAGAACCCGAAGGUUGAUUUGAGAAAAGGGGAGCGUGCAUCAAGCUGACUUGAGUAUGUGCUUGAGCUGCAUAGCAUUAGCAGGAGUGCUGAUACUUUUGCCGGGCCAUCGCUGGCUGUGGCCGUAAAAUGCGAUAUUAAGAACGGGAACGUGAUUUGCAGUGACCUAUCUUUCGGGCUGGGCAGUAAAGGAGAAUCACACACAGGGAAACAUCAGAAAAGUCUUUCUUCGAUGGAAAAAACUCUUUCCAUUCAACGAUACAAUUCCAGGAAAGGCUUUUUAUAUGCUGCAUGGAAUGAUCACAACAUAUAUACAUAUAAAGUCAAGUAUAUGUGUGUAUAUACUGUAAAUGGCUGGAUUGGUACAGUACAUUUGUCAAUGCAGCAGUAUGAAAAAAGUGAAUGCUAACUUUUGAAGCCCUGUACAAACUUUUUGUAUCAUAGAAAAAAAGCAGGUUUUGAGUGAAAAGUAAGCAUGUCCAGAGAAUAGUCUGUAGGCCUAAACAAACUCUUUCAACUCUUAGUGCCUCUGCAUGCAACAGUUGUAUCACCACCUCCAUACUUGCAAACCAAAAUCUCUUCUAUAUUUCAUCUCUAGAGAAAAACUAUUUUAUUUUGCAUUUCUUUGCCUGUUUUCUAUCUCAAAUUUAAUGCAGCUACACACACACACACACACACACACACACACACACACACACACACACACACACACACACACACACACACACACACACACACACACACACAAACUACGACACGAUCAGAUCAAAUCAUAUCAAACAUCAUCAGACUUUAUUGUAACAGGGCUAACUUGACUUUUUGGUUUUAGGGAAUUAAGUUAAACUAUUUCCCCUGUUCAUGCCCAUUCCUUCUAACUUACACUCAUUUUGCACUUUCCAGUCUUUGACACCUUAUUUGACGAAGAAGGAAUGUGUUGCAUUACAGUCUUGUUGGGUUCGUCGGACCAAAGUCCUAUAAUAGAGCGUAUAGUAACUUGGAAGAGAGCAGGUCAGAGGGAGUGGCCUCAGUGGUCUUGCCAUAAAGAUGUUGUUAAUAUUGUGUACAGUUUCUCACUCGCUUUUGUUAAAAAAAAAAAUUCAAUAUAACAAACUGUAGCUAAUUAUCUGUAGCUGUAGCUUUUGUCUUUGCCUUUUGAGCAUACAAAUGUUAUUGUACACCAGUCAAUGGCCCGUCUGGUCUGCAACUUAUAGAUCAUGCACACUGAUGACUCAGUCGCUCUCCUGUCAGGAACACCGAGAUCCAGGGAUAUGUGUGAUCUCCCACGGGCUAUUCAAGAUAAUGCAAGACAUCCAAUCGUGUAACAUUAAGCUCUGCUCUGUUUAAAAGAGCAACAUAGUAGGUAUUGUAAAUAAAAGUUGUCAAUGACUCACAGAGUCGGUUUCUUACAUUUAGUCUGUUGCAUCGCUGAUGAUGUGAGACGAAUGAUAGAGGAUAUGAUUUAGCGCGACUUGAGUUAAAGCUUUGUUUGACCUAGGAGUGAAGUGUCUGUAUCUAUGAAGUCAGUGUCCUUAUUGAGGAUGAGUCGACUCUCCUCCACCGAGUGUCAAGGCUCCUCAUUGUAGUGGCGUAACUUUGGCUCCGGUUGCUUUUCGUUGCCCCCUGCUGGGCAAAAUAGUUUGUACAAGUUGUAAAACCAAUCGAAGUUUUUCUUUUUUCUUUAAUGGGGUGGCAGCUUUGACGUUUACUUGCCAUAUUGAUUAAGAGGUGACUGGCUGUUUCUUUUUGUCUGUAGUAAAGCUGCUGUACUUUGAUUUUGUGGUUGCUGUAUCAUAUGAAGGAAAAAUCUUAAUUAGUUUAUCUUUUCUUUUUUUUUUUAUAAAAGGACCAAGCUCUUCACUCCUCCUCCCCCUGAUGCUGUUUGCAUUCGGCCAGGCUGUUGUGCUGUCUUCUGAUAACUGGGACCUGUCUCACGGUCCAGGGUCACUGAUCUAGCUGGAGAGCCGAUGUGGUUCGGAUCCUCCAGCUUUCUUCAUUAAUCCUGUUUUGUGAAACAGCCUCCAGAAGUGCCAUAUUUGAUCGGCUGCUGGAAGUCCCUCUUAGUUCUUCCUCUUCUACUAUUAUUGUACUUGGUAUAUUUUUACUGCCCUUUGAGGUUCAUUCUUUGUUGUAAUUAUUGUUUUACUUCUUUUCUGAAAAAGACAAAUAAACUUUACUAGCUAUUGCAA